AUGCAAGCUGCCCCCCAGAAUUAUAGCACAAAGAUCAGUGUGUUCAGUAAUUCAAAAAAAAUCAAACUUGAAGUCUCCCCCUAUGGCCAGCAUGUAGUUCAUGGCCCUUCGUCGUCAUCCGUCGCUGCUCAUGUUGCUGCAACCUCAAGUACACACCCAAGUCCGCAUAGCACAUCAAAUACUUUGCACACAAACGAUUUGCCUCCUCCUCAGACUGCUUGUAUCUUACCAUACAGUCACCGCAAUGGUGGCAGCCACAACGAUUAUGGAGACUUCAUCAACAAUCGGCAUCCUUCCUCCACCCAUCACCUGUCAACGACAAACACUUUCAUCACAUCAGCCUCAUCGUCGUCUCAAAUAAAACGCCAAGAAACUAACUACCAGCGAUGUGGUUUGAAACGUAAAAGUGAAGAGCUAAUUGAUGCCCCGAUGCAGCUUACAGAGGCGCAGGCGGUUUCCACAGUUUGCUCAACAUACCUGCAAUCAAGAUAUUACAGGGCUCCUGAAAUUCUUUUGGGUCUUCCUUUUUGUGAAGCCAUAGAUAUGUGGUCACUAGGCUGUGUGAUAGCAGAAUUGUUUUUGGGCUGGCCACUCUAUCCAGGUUCAUCGGAAUAUGAUCAGAUACGUUAUAUUUCCCAAACGCAGGGCAUGCCAGCAGAACACAUGCUUAGUUCUGCGACAAAGACUGCGCGCUUUUUUAUACGUGAAAAUACAGACAGCAAUUAUCCUUUUUGGCGAUUAAAAACGCCAGAGGAACAUGAAGCAGAAACGAAAAUUAAAUCUAAGGAAGCUAGAAAAUAUAUUUUCAACUGCUUGGACGAUAUGGCGCAGGUGAGAAUGCCCCGGAGCUUCACACAAGACAAAGGGUUCGCUAUUAAUGUACCACAGGACUUGGAGGGCCGGGAGUUGGUGGCUGAAAAGGUGGACAGACGGGAAUUUAUUGACUUGCUCAAACGAAUGUUGACUCUUGACAGGGAUCGCCGAAUUACUCCUGGAGAAGCCCUCAAUCACUUAUUUGUGGUCAUGGGUCACCUUGGUGAUUACGGACACUGUAAUAUAGUAAAAAGUAGUGUGCAGAGUAUGGAGAUAUGUAGACGACCAACAACAAUAAGUGCUUAUGAUUUAAACCAAAACAGUGGCUCGGUUGUAGCCAAUUUGGUUCCAUCGUCUACUGGCAACAUCACUGUUACCUUCAAUAACCAAAUUAAUGGAUUGCCUCCACAAGUGGCUUCUCAGAAUUUCAGUGGGACUGCUCCCCAAGCUACUGAGCUGCCCUAUUUACAAUAUUCUGGUCAAUCUGGAGCAACUUAUCUCCCUUACCAGCCUGGACCACCUCAGGUGGCGACCCAGCAACUCAAUCAACAAAUACCCUCCCAGAGAAGUAGCACACAGUUUAGCCGACAUGAUCCAUUCCGUCAGCCUCUGUUGCCAUCUCUUGUUGUGCCAGCACCAAUUCAAGGUCUCAACUCUCCAAAUCGAUAUCCAAAUGUUGUGCCCAUGGUUACACAGGCCCACCAAACUCUCCAGUUACAGCCUCAGAUUAUGUCACAGGCUGUGACUACCCAGCACUUAACUCCUGUAAUAGACAGAGGGCGAGGACAAGUCUUCAUGGCAAAUCCUCCUGUGAAUUCCUGGCAUGGUAAUCGUCAAGUUGUAGUGAGUUCCUGGCCACAACAGAUACCAGCUCUGACUUCCCAGCGUUCCAUUCAGCAACCGGCUGCCGCUGCUGUGAUUCCUGACACUUUGGCUACCCAGGCCGUCACAGACAAUUGGCGGCGCUCUAUAGUAUUGGGAGGAGAGGAUCUUGACCAAGCUCCACCCGCAGUUGUGCCUCUGUAUUGUUCUUUACAGGCUUCAGCCAACCAACAGUGGAACCUUGCCAGUGUGGUGCCAAGCACAUUCGGAGUACCACCUACCAGACAAGCUCCUCAAUCACAUUCAAGUAAACGUCAAACUAAAAACAGGACAAGUAAAGAGACCUGCACAUCAACCCAACUAUCCCCCGUGAAAAAGCGUGUCAAAGAAAAUACACCCCCACGGCUAGACAGUCUGCAUAAAGAAGAAAUUCUUCGUCUGUCUGCCUGGAGCAAUGAACCUCAGAUUGUUCCACAUAGCAGUAAAGGAAGCAGCAACAAUAACCACAGCCACACAGCACGUGGUGGAGGGGACCAUCGCCAGACCAUUGUCAUAGCCGACACCCCCAGUCCAGCUGUCAGUGUAAUCACCAUCAGCUCCGACAGUGAAGAUGAUGAAGAGUCCAAAACCCAUCUAAAAGAUGCAGUUAAAAAGGUACGCGAUGUCCAUACAAGUACCAACCACCAUCACCACCACCACCACCAUCAUCAUCACAGCAGCCAUCAUCGGCAAUAUCAACCACAUGGUAACCAUAGCAAUAGCAGCAGCAGCAGCAGCCAUGGUGGUGGCCAUGGAACUCAUUCCUAUUCGCAAAAUAGCAGUAGUGUUGACAGUGGAAACAGCAGUUCAAGAUCAGGAUCUUCUGCUUUCGAAUUAAUGAACAAGCGCAAUCACAGUCGGAAAUCAGGAGAAAUUUCAAGUUCCCCACGUGUGCGUAAGAAUGUGAUAAGCUGUGUAACUGUUCCUGACAGUCCUGACCUUGAACAUGGCUCAGCAGUGGCAGCAGCAGUUGUUGGUAGUGGUGGUGGUGGUGGUCACAGUGCCCGCAAACCAAUUACUUUCACCCCAAUCAAACAUGAAAUCCCAUCCUCUUCAACAUCAUCAUCAUCAUCCUCUGCUUCUUCCUCAUCCUCUUCCAGCAGCAUUGGCAGCGUGAAAGGACUGGCUGCAGCCUCAGCUUCUUCCAUGGCUGGUUGUGCAGUGGGAGCUGCACCAGGCAUGUCCACACUGAUUCAAGACAGUAUUGGUGGAUCUGGAAAUGGAGGUGGAAGCAGCAGUGGUAGUUUUAUCAAAACACAGAUGGUGCCUCCCAGCCAGAACCAGCACCUAGUGGCCUCUGCAGCUUCUGCCAGGGGAGGAGGAAGUGCAGCAGCAGCAGCUGCUGCUGCUGCUGCACCAGCAACUCUCUCCUUCAUUCCCCCAAAUGUCACAAUCAAUGAUCAGUCUCGGCCACCCAAGUACCGUGAACAAAUAAACAAGACGUCUCCUUUCGUGACUCACAUUCCCAAGCAGGAAGCCUCUUUGCUGUCCUCGUCUCUUUUGUCAUGUGCAUCGUCAUCCAAUAAUGACAGGCUGCGUCUGAACCGAACUCCAACUAAACAUGAGGUGAAGCUGCCGCCACUUGAGGUGGAAGUAACAACUGCACCCUCAAUACACAGCAAGCUAGCAUAUGUUUCCCCAACUGUGCGCCUCAGUCAGAACCAACCACGAACACUGCAAGGUCAUUCUUCGCAUCGGAACAUGAUCGGUGGCCAUCAGCCAGCUGGCACACUUGUAGCUACAGUCCUCAGCAGCAAACAACGGCCUGCCAACAGCUUCACCAACCCAGCAAAUAGCUCCUCUCAACUCUCUCCAGCUCAACCCAGUGUACACAUUGGCCAACCAGUCUUUCUCAAUACAGGCUCGCAAGUUGAAGUACAUAGGGAUUACCGUCAACCUGCAGCCACUGCGACUGUCCAAGGAAGUCCUGUCCACCAUUUUAUAGUUCCUGCACACCAGCAGCCUCAAGUGACAAUCUCUGGAGUAGGGCAGUUCAGUGCAUUGGCACCACCCCCAGCACACCAAAGUCCUCGCCAUGUGCAGUAUGCCAGCCACCCACUGCCUGCACAUAUGCACCCCGUACUUCAUUCUACCAGUCUACCAGCAGCCACCAUCCAUACCCAAAUCCACCCCCACUAUGCUAAUCAUGGCAGCUUCAUCAACUCAGCUGCUGCAGCAGCUGCUGCUGCUGCAGCGGCCGCUGCCAGUGGAGGCAUCUACACAUCAUAUCCAUUGAGUCCAACCAAGACGAGCCGGCAAUAUCAGUAUCUGUACCCAACAUUUUCUGGUGACUGA
Messenger RNA from Acanthosepion pharaonis, 3969 nucleotides. Lineage: Eukaryota; Metazoa; Mollusca; Cephalopoda; Sepiida; Sepiidae. The record is from the annotation of a GenBank genome assembly.